CCAUCUCGCCUCGUGUGAAACUCUCCAGACUCGCACGAAACUAGGGUUCUUAGAGUAUCACCCAUAUAAACGAUUUCCAACGUAUCUUCCUUCGCCCUUCCGCUCCGAGCGCUACCGCGUCACCCUCUUCACCCUCUUCUCCGGAAAUUUUUCAUCAUUGUUUGCACUUUGCACUGAGGUUUGCGGCCAAUCAACUGACAAAAUGCAGAACGAAGAGGGAAAGAUGAUGGAUCUCUACAUCCCCAGAAAAUGUUCUGCCACGAACAGGCUAAUUACUGCGAAGGACCAUGCCUCAGUCCAGAUCAAUAUAGGGCACUUGGACGAGAAUGGGGUGUACACUGGGCAGUUCACCACGUUUGCUCUCUCUGGUUUCAUACGGGCUCAGGGUGAUGCGGAUGGUGCUCUGGACAGGCUCUGGCAGAAGAAGAAAGCUGAAGUGCGGCAACAGUAGGAACUGUUCUGGAUUUUGUUUGAUUAGUAGUCCUCGAUAUGUUUUCUGUCAUCAAGAUUUUGUCCUGGCAAAAACAUUUUUAUCAGCUAUUUGGCAUGACUUAGUACCUAAUUAGAUUCAAGCCUUCCUUUGGGUACCUCAAUUGAAACUUGGAGAUCGAACUUCUUAUUUCAUAUGUACUCUGUGCUGCCUUACCUUUUUGGAUAUGUUUGGUUCUACUUGUCGUUCCUCAGUUGAUCUUCAAGUUUGUUAUUCUUGAAGAUGCUCUUCAAUGCUUUCCUAUGAAAUCAUGGAUGUUUCUAAUGA
Molecule: messenger RNA, 757 nt
Organism: Phoenix dactylifera (date palm)
Lineage: Eukaryota; Viridiplantae; Streptophyta; Magnoliopsida; Arecales; Arecaceae
Product: small ribosomal subunit protein eS21-like
Biological process (GO): translation
Cellular component (GO): ribosome
Molecular function (GO): structural constituent of ribosome
Source: RefSeq, a predicted model, not a curated record